CUGUAUUAUCACAUGUCAUAUACGUAAUCGUCUAUCGAAGAUUUAUUUAUUCUAUAAAAGAGCACCAGUAGUUGCUAGUAACACCUACAUAUACGUAAUAAAAAUUUUGCGAAAGUGAGAAAUGGAGGGCUAUUUUAUGCACGUUUCACAAGCAGUAACUGAAGCUAGAUUUGGAAAAGAUGUGGAGGAAAAGGUUUACUCCAUCCGUGAACUGAAAACCUGGAAGUUUUGGAGAGCGGUGUUGGCAGAGUUCGUAGGGACUAUGUUAUUUGUCUUCCUAGGAUGUGCUUCCACAUUAACUGACCCCAUAAAUCCCGUCAGAAUAGCGCUUGCAUUUGGACUGGCGAUUAUGGCCCUUAUUCAAAUGUUUGGUCACAUUUCCGGCGGACAUUUCAAUCCUGCGGUUUCUUUGGGAUUUUUGGCGAGUUUUCAGAUCACUAUUUUUCGCGCUUUGUUUUACACAAUUGCUCAAACCAUUGGAGCCAUUGUGGGAGGAAUGAUUCUGAGAGGAGUGACACCAGGUGCAUUCCAUUCUAAUCUUGGAGUGACCAAAGUCUCCGAUAGCUACACUCUUUUACAAGGAGUUGCCAUUGAGCUGAUUUUAACAUUUUGUCUUGUCUUUGUUAUUAUUGCGACAACAGACGGAAACAGAACAGAUUUUGGUAGUGUUUCUUUGAAAAUUGGGCUCACGGUAGCAAUGCUGCAUUUUUCUUCCAUUACCUUGACGGGGUCCAGUAUGAACCCUGCCCGAUCUCUAGGGAGUGCUGUAGCCUCCAACGAUUACGACACACAUUGGGUAAAGUCUAUAGACGGUCUGUGAUAAUUAUUUCUAUUCUAGGGGACCAUAUGAUACUAUUACAGUACAUACGCAUUUAUACAUAUACGAGGGGUGACCAAAAAGUUCGCCAACUAAUUGAAUAACUUCCAUAAAAAUAAUGAUAUAGGGUUUUACUGUUGAAUUCUUUUUUUUAAAUCUAGUCUUCUCCGAUUUUAACACGCAUCUGCAACCAUUCUGUCCAUGCGCGAAUCACGUGAUCUAGACGGUCAAAUGACAUGCUCCAUAGCGUUCUGUCAGAUAAGCUAAAUGAUUUUUUCGACUCAUAGUUCUUACCAUGCAAGUUAUUUUUGAUAACAAACACAGUUUAUUUGUCAGAAAUGGACAAAUUUCGACAAUAUAGC
Saccostrea cuccullata (small rock oyster) is the source of this 1179-nucleotide messenger RNA. Its product is annotated as aquaporin-4-like. Gene Ontology annotation, biological process: water transport; transmembrane transport. Gene Ontology annotation, molecular function: water channel activity. The record is from RefSeq and is a predicted model, not a curated record. NCBI's taxonomy places the organism in Eukaryota, Metazoa, Mollusca, Bivalvia, Ostreida, Ostreidae. The coding region runs from base 122 to 820 and encodes 232 amino acids. The transcript has 5 exons. Gene Ontology annotation, cellular component: plasma membrane.